AUGGCAACCAUCGGAGCGAUCCGGCAGAAGUUCUGGACUACGAACAUACGGAGGCUGCUACGGAGGGUGGUGAGCAAAUGCAACGUUUUUAAGCUGCGAGGAGCACGACCAACUCAGCCUGAGAUGGGUCCCCUGCCAGAGUUUACCGGAUUGGACUAUUUUGGACCGCUAUUUGUGACGGUUGGACGUCGCAUGGAAAUGAGGAACUACAUGAGCCGACGUGGACCCGUCGUCAGGAUUAGGAGCGACAAUGGAAAGAACUUCGUUGGAGCUAACCGCGAGGCUAAGAGGUUCAGCGAAGUGUUCGAGACUGUACAGAUCCAGAGCGAGCUGUUGUCUAAAGGAGUUGAAUGGAUCUUCGAUUGCCCAGGGAACCCAGCUGAGGGUGGCGCCUGGGAGAGGAUGGUGCAGUGUGUGAAGAAGGUGCUGGCGCACACGAUGAAGGAACUCGCGCCUAAGGAGCACGUGCUGGAGAACCUGCUGAUUGAAGCGGAGAGUAAAGUAAACUCUUGUGCGCUCACACAUCUACCAGUGUCGGUGGACCAGGAGGCUCCACUGACACCCAACGACUUGCUGAAGGGAGCACCCAAUGCUUCAGAUCUUCCCAAGCAUGACGGACAGGAGUCCCUGAGAUGCGCUACCAGGAAGCAGUGGCGCAUUGCAAGGAUGAUGCGGGAUCGGUUCUGGAAGCGAUGGGUGCAUGAGUAUCUGCCGACUCUUGUGCGCAGGGAGAGAUGGUGCAAGCACUCCGAGUCCAUUUGUCGAGGAGACCUAGUGUUCAUCUGUGAUUCACCCACAAAUGGCUUACGAAGCUUACGAAAGCUUCAUUUGUCAGCUUACGAUGUGGGCAGUUGGGACGAAGGCGUGAUACCACAGGUCCUAGUGAAUGAAACCACGGUUAGAGUCACCCAGCAGGCUAUUCCACAGUCCGGACCACUGGUAUCGGACUGA
Molecule: messenger RNA, 951 nt
Organism: Drosophila bipectinata
Lineage: Eukaryota; Metazoa; Arthropoda; Insecta; Diptera; Drosophilidae
Source: RefSeq, a predicted model, not a curated record